GGACCACUCACUGCCCCGCCCCCCCCGAGUCUGGUACGCUAUGGGAGCCCUUUCGGGAAACGACUUCUCUGAUUCCCCGCCCCUUCAGCCUUUUGAGGAAUCGGAUUGGUCGAUUCCUCUCCGAGGCGGCGCCAGAGAGCUCUCUGAUUGGCCGAGCUGUGGGAGCGGGCGCUACGAUUGGCUGCGGGCCCUGAGGGGGUUUUUCAGCUCAGUCCAGAGUGUCUCUGUGAGGGAAAGGAUGGCGGUCGGCCGGAGGGCGCUGUCGGCGGUGCUUCUGCUUCUGGCUUCGGCGUGUGGAGCCCGGGCGCUGGAGAACGGCUUGGCCCGGACGCCGCCCAUGGGCUGGCUCCACUGGGAGCGCUUCCUCUGCCAGACGGACUGCCGGCAGGAGCCCCGGCGCUGCGUCAGUGAGCAGCUGUUUAUGCAGAUGGCAGAUCUGAUGGUAUUGGAUGGGUGGAAAGAUGUUGGAUACCAGUACCUGUGUAUUGAUGACUGCUGGAUGGCUCCCACCCGCGAUGAGCAGGGCAAGCUGCAGCCGGACCCAAAACGCUUUCCCAGUGGGAUUGGCAAACUGGCAGACUAUGUCCAUUCUAAAGGAUUGAAGCUGGGCAUCUAUGCAGAUGUUGGGAACAAAACAUGUGCUGGUUUUCCUGGCAGUUAUGGUUACUACGAAUUGGAUGCAGACACCUUUGCCAACUGGGGUGUGGAUCUGCUGAAGUUUGAUGGCUGUAACUUUGGCACCCUGGAACUCCUAGCAGAAGGUUAUAAAACCAUGUCUCUGGCUUUGAAUAAAACCGGGAGAAGCAUAGUCUACUCGUGUGAGUGGCCGCUCUACGAGAGAUUUCAGCAGAAGCCCAACUACACAGAGAUCAAAGAGUACUGUAAUUACUGGAGGAAUUAUGCUGACAUCUAUGAUGCUUGGAGCAGUAUCAAAAAUGUUUUGGAUUGGACUUCUUCUCAGCAGGACAGCAUUGUGGAUGUAGCCGGGCCAGGCGGCUGGAACGACCCAGAUAUGCUGGUGAUUGGAAACUUUGGGCUGAGCUGGGAUCAGCAAGUAACCCAGAUGGCACUCUGGGCUAUCAUGGCAGCUCCUCUCCUCAUGUCCAAUGAUUUGCGUCAGAUUAGCCCACAGGCCAAGGCCCUGCUCCAAAACAAGGAUGUGAUCGCCAUCAACCAAGAUUCACUGGGCAAGCAAGGAUAUCGAAUUACUAAGGAUAACUACUUUGAAUUGUGGGAGCGGCCUCUCUCAGGCGGAGCCUUUGCCAUUGCUGUGGUAAAUCGGCAGGAGAUUGGUGGGCCACAAGCUUUUGCCUUCUCUACCGCCAUCCUUGGAAAUGGCUUGGCUUGUAACCCCACAUGCUCCAUCCAACAGAUUCUUCCCCAGAGCAGAGAUUUAGGCCUACACAACUGGAUUUCAUUCUUGAAAGUGGUGGUGAACCCAACUGGCACUGUGCUUCUGAAAACAUCAGUGAAUGAAGAGAUGUUUGUUGUUGGCCAUGGAAACAGCCAUUCCCCAGAUGUUUUAUAAAAUGACAGGUUCUUUCCCUCAUUCUUUCUUUCGAGAGAAGCUUUAUAGACCAGGGUAAUCUCCCUAAAAUCUGGGAAAGCUUGGUACACUAUCUCCUUACCUCCCACUUGUAACAGAUUGCACCAGUUGGUUCAAAAUCGCAAAGGAAAAAAAAAGCACAGCUUAUCUUUCUGGUGUGGACUUCUUGCAACAAACCAUCUGGACAAAAGGCACUGAUUUGCCUACAAGCCAGGAAGAAGAGAUGGAGAAGAUUAGUGAUCUUGAAUAAGUCAACCUAACCUCCCAGAUUUGUCUGUUGCUACCUCAUUGGGGGACUGAAGGAAAUGAAUGCAGAUAUAUGUACGAAAAGAGCAGAUUUCUCCAAAGAUCCCUGGGCAAUAAUAUAUUCUUCCACUGGUUUAUCUACCAGUUAGGUACAGAUGGGAGUGGGAAAAUUUUAUUAAAAUACAUUGCACGCCUGUAAGGCAGCUUGUUAAACCCAAAAAGCCUCUUGAACAAUAGUGCCCAGUACAAUCUAAAAAGACUGCCAGUGAUGCCAAGGCUUUUUGUGAUCUUGGGUCCUCUCGACAACUAGAUGGGGAAGAACAAGCUAAUGGUUAGAGCUAAAUUAUUAUUAAUUUCCCAGCCACCUAAGACAAGAUCAUAGCUUGCCUGUCAAUGUGCCUGGUUGCUUGGGACCAAACUAGGUGAGAUGUCAUUAGGACAAUCAGCAAUCUUUUCUAAGUACUGUAUACAUGUAUAAAAGUCUAGAAAUUUAAGUCAAAAAAUUGACCCCCCCCCC
Sceloporus undulatus (fence lizard) is the source of this 2309-nucleotide messenger RNA. It is a transcript of the gene GLA, whose product is annotated as galactosidase alpha. The transcript has 7 exons. Gene Ontology annotation, molecular function: alpha-galactosidase activity. The coding region runs from base 41 to 1528 and encodes 495 amino acids. NCBI's taxonomy places the organism in Eukaryota, Metazoa, Chordata, Lepidosauria, Squamata, Phrynosomatidae. Gene Ontology annotation, biological process: glycosylceramide catabolic process; glycoside catabolic process; oligosaccharide metabolic process. Gene Ontology annotation, cellular component: cytoplasm. The record is from RefSeq and is a predicted model, not a curated record.